CCCCGACGUCUGCCGGAAGUGCACGGAGGAGUUCCGGGGGCCAGGCAGCCGCCACGGGUCUGGUAUCCUGAGCUUCGUGAGUUGAGCGCUGCGGCUCCGCGGUGGAGUCACCGCACCGCUCCCGGGAUCAUGGUGUUCUACUUCACCAGCAGCAGCGUUAAUUCAUCUGCCUACACUAUUUACAUGGGAAAAGAUAAAUAUGAAAAUGAAGAUCUGAUCAAGCAUGGCUGGCCUGAAGAUAUCUGGUUUCAUGUGGACAAACUCUCUUCGGCUCAUGUAUACCUUCGAUUACAUAAGGGAGAGAAUAUAGAAGACAUCCCAAAGGAAGUGCUGAUGGACUGUGCCCACCUUGUUAAGGCCAAUAGCAUUCAAGGCUGCAAGAUGAACAACGUUAAUGUGGUAUAUACGCCGUGGUCUAACCUGAAGAAAACAGCUGACAUGGAUGUGGGGCAGAUAGGCUUUCACAGGCAGAAGGAUGUAAAAAUUGUGACAGUGGAGAAGAAAGUAAAUGAGAUCCUGAACCGAUUAGAAAAGACCAAAGUGGAGCGGUUCCCAGACCUAGCAGCAGAGAAAGAAUGCAGAGAUCGUGAAGAGAGGAAUGAGAAAAAAGCCCAAAUUCAGGAAAUGAAAAGGAGAGAAAAAGAAGAAAUGAAGAAGAAGAGGGAAAUGGAUGAACUUAGGAGCUAUUCAUCACUAAUGAAAGUUGAAAAUAUGUCUUCAAAUCAGGAUGGCAAUGAUUCAGAUGAAUUCAUGUAAAAGGAGAAAAGGAGAAAAGGACCUUUGAAAGAUGUGAGUGUAGAGACAGUUGCAGACCUUUUGGUUUCAUCUGUGUUCUGAAGUAUAAAAUACAACCAAAAUUCUACCUUCAUCUUACCCAGAAAUUAUUGAUUUUCGAGUUUUAAAAAAAAUUGUACCUUUUUUGCUGACAGAAAAGGAUCAGAUAUGUAUAAAAUAGUUGAACUUGACAGCAUAUAACUUAAAGGGAAAAUGUUUUUGCCAGAACAUGUCUCGGUACCUUGUGAAAGCAGGCUGCCCUUGUUCUUGAGAUAGACUUUAACAUGAACCAGCUCUGAAAAGUACUUCUGCUGCUCUGGUCUAUCCCUGGAAACAGAUGUCUUGAAACACUUUUCAUAUUCUUAAAAUAAUCUUCACUUCUGUUAAGAAGAACAUGUUGGUGGGUAAUUAUGCGAAUGUUUCCCUGUCCCUGAUUUCCUGAUUAGAAAAAAGGGCGUAUGGGUUUUGAAAAAGAUUUUUCAGAAGAUUGUCAGCUUCAGUAUUCACGUUCCAUGGUGUCAUCUGGGUCUGUUAGUGUAGUGACCCUCAGCGCGGUCUGUCCCAGCGUUUACGUCCUUGCUUCCUCUGAGCAGGGGCCUCCAUCUUAGUAUCAUCAUAUUUAAAGAAAUUGAUGGUGUUCAUCAAGGUGGGGCCUGUGGUAGUUGUUGCCUGAGCACCAGGUAACCCAAGCCACCUAUGUGACAACUUCUGGGCCCAGGAGUAGUUUCUCAGCAUUGAGGGUAAAAUAGGAUGGAGUGCUCUGUUGAUCAUUUGGGAGAUGUAGGUUACCUGAUUUGUGCCUUGGGAUGCAGCAUGAAGCAGAAGUCCAUAUUGCAAUUAUGAUUUUAGAAGGAACUAAGCGUUUUACUCACACCCACAGCAGCAAGAAUGACCUCCUGCAGCAGAUAUUCCACCUGUAAUAGCACUUUGGAACUGUGGGCAAAACCAAAAGGCUAGUGUUUCCAUUUAUUCCACGUUGGUGUAUGGGGUUGAACUGGAAAAUCCCCUGAGGCAAAACUCACAGGCCAAAUUUUGAGAGGGUAUGGAAAAUGACUUUGGAGAUGAGUGGUUUUGUGUAUGUGUCUGAUGAUAUUCAGUCUGAUGUUCUGCAAUUUAAAAAGUUAUAAUAAAGUAUCAUUUUUUUAUCUGGAA
Symphalangus syndactylus (siamang) is the source of this 1926-nucleotide messenger RNA. RefSeq names its product coiled-coil domain containing 25 (gene CCDC25). The record is from RefSeq and is a predicted model, not a curated record. Lineage: Eukaryota; Metazoa; Chordata; Mammalia; Primates; Hylobatidae.